Paramuricea clavata is the source of this 1051-nucleotide messenger RNA. Lineage: Eukaryota; Metazoa; Cnidaria; Anthozoa; Malacalcyonacea; Plexauridae. The record is from the annotation of a GenBank genome assembly.
CAAGCCUUCGAAAUUGCAAAAGAACGAAAAUAUCAACUGCAGGAGACAAGGGCAUACCUUGGGUUAGGAAAAGUUUAUAGAUUGAACAAUCAGCUUGAAACGGCAAUUAAAUACUACGAACAAGCCUUGGCAAUUGCAAAAGAACGAAAAGAUCAACUGCAGGAGACAAGGGCAUACCUUGGGUUAAGAGAUGUUUAUAGAUUGAACAAUCAGCUUGAAACGGCAAUUAAAUACUAUGAGCAAGCCUUGGAAAUUGCAAAAGAACGAAAAGAUCAACUGCAGGAGACAACGGCAUACCUUGGGUUAGGAGAUGUUUAUAGAUUGAACAAUCAGCUUGAAACGGCAAUUAAAUACUACGAGCAAGCCUUGGAAAUUGCAAAAGAACGAAAAGAUCAAGAUCAGGAGACAAGGGCAUACCUUGGGUUAGGAUAUAUUUAUAGAUUGAACAAGAAGUUUGAAACGGCAAUUAAAUACUAUGAGCAAGCCUUGGAAAUUGCAAAAGAGCGAAAAGAUCAACUGCAGGAGACAAGGGCAUACCUUGGGUUAGGAGGUGUUUAUAUAUUGAACAAUCAGUUUGAAACGGCAAUUAAAUACUGGGAGCAAGCCUUGGAAAUUGCAAAAGAAAGAAAAGAUCAAGUUGGGGAGACAACGGCAUACCUUGGGUUAGGAUUUGUUUAUAGAUUGAACAAUCAGUUUGAAACGGCAAUUAAAUACUACGAGCAAGCCUUGGAAAUUGCAAAAGAACGAAAAGAUCGACUGCAGGAGACAAGGGCAUACCUUGGGUUAGGACAUGUUUAUAGAUUGAACAAUCAGUUUGAAACGGCAAUUAAAUACUACGAGCAAGCCUUGGAAAUUGCAAAAGAACGAAAAGAUCAAAAUCAGGAGACAACGGCAUACCUUAGGUUAGGAUUGGUUUAUAGAUUGAACAAUCAGCUUGAAACGGCAAUUAAAUACUACGAGCAAGCCUUGGAUAUUGCAAAGGAACUAGAAAAUAAACAAAAAGGAAAUAGGGCGAGGAAUGCAAUUGAAGAAUUGUCACUGAGAAUUGCAG